Messenger RNA from Ilex paraguariensis (yerba mate), 609 nucleotides. The record is from the annotation of a GenBank genome assembly. Lineage: Eukaryota; Viridiplantae; Streptophyta; Magnoliopsida; Aquifoliales; Aquifoliaceae.
AUGGGACGGUGGGAAGGAUUCACUCAUGUUGCACUUCAUCUUUGGAAUCAGAAACAGAAUCUAUCUCAGCACACUCAUGGUGAUUCUUUGUUUUGGAAGUUGAAAGUUAUGUCUGUGAACCUAUUGCAUGUUGCAAUUAAGCUACUUGGUGACGUCGAUCCUACAUUUCGGAAAGCUUGCUUGGUAGGUGCGGUUUCAUCAUCCGUUACAGGAGGUUGGCUGGAUAGGAACCAGAGAAUGAUUUUCGGACAUUUGAUCAAUAGAAUUAAUUUCAAGUCAAGGUUCUCAGAUGUGCUUAGGCAUGUAGAAGCGGCUGUUCAGAGACAUGAAGAUCUGUUCCAACAAUUUAGGUGGCUUCAGCAUCUCAAUGAAGGAGAAAUGGUUGAAGGACACGACUCGAGUAUUCCUUUUGCUGGUAUUGAAAACUAUUAUCAUCUAGGUAGUCAGCAUAAGGACAAGGCAGAAGCAGCUUUCAUGGAGGUUAAAUCUAAGUUCUGUAGUGAGGUAGUUUUUGAGGAUGUAGAACAUGGGUAUAAGAUGCUACUUGAGAAGUAUAAGAAGGUGAGAAGGCAAUACACCAGUGGGAUGCUUUCACUGCACUGUAAUUGA